This is a messenger RNA of Sardina pilchardus (European sardine), 1452 nucleotides long. It is a transcript of the gene ech1, whose product is annotated as enoyl CoA hydratase 1, peroxisomal. Gene Ontology annotation, molecular function: delta(3,5)-delta(2,4)-dienoyl-CoA isomerase activity. The record is from RefSeq and is a predicted model, not a curated record. Gene Ontology annotation, cellular component: mitochondrion. NCBI's taxonomy places the organism in Eukaryota, Metazoa, Chordata, Actinopteri, Clupeiformes, Clupeidae. The coding region runs from base 168 to 1085 and encodes 305 amino acids. The transcript has 11 exons.
CUUCGGUUUGUACCUUUAGGUUUGCCGUAGACGUGACGUGAGAAAGAAAUGGCGCUUGGAAGACCAGCAACAUAAACUGAGCCGUGAAAGAAUUGAACGUUUCCUGCACAAUAACGCCGUUUGAAUAAGAGGCAACGUAGUUACUCAACAGUCAUACAGAGAGAGCAAUGACGUUCUUCAGAUCUACCUUUAAAAAAAACCGAUCUUUGUGGCUACCUGCAUUGAACUACAUAAGAGCCAUGUCGUCGGAGGGUUCCGCCUUCUCCUCGCUGUCAAUCAGUCGCCCAUCCAACACCAUCACCCAUGUGGAGCUGAACCGUCCGGAGAAAAGAAAUGCUAUGAACAGGGCGUUUUGGAGUGAAAUGGUAGACUGCUUUACUGAGAUUGCUGGUGAUUCAGAAUGCCGAGUUGUGAUCAUCUCAGGCGCUGGAAAAAUCUUCACUGCUGGCAUUGACUUAAUGGACAUGGCCAGUGAUGUCCUGCAGCCUGAGGGUGAUGACAUUGCCAGGACCUCAUGGAACAUGCGGCGCAUCAUUGCCAAGUAUCAGGAGACUUUCUCAGUGAUUGAAAAGUGCCCAAAGCCAGUAGUAGCUGCAGUGCAUGGAGCUUGUGUUGGAGGAGGUGUGGAUCUCAUCACUGCCUGUGACAUUCGCCUUUGUACCCAGGAUGCUUGGUUUCAGGUUAAGGAAGUUGACAUUGGUUUGGCGGCUGAUGUGGGCACACUGCAGAGGCUUCCCAAGGUCAUAGGUAGCCGUAGUCUGGUAAAUGAGUUAGCACUGACUGCGCGCAAGAUGUACUCUGAUGAGGCCAAGAGCUGUGGACUUGUCAGCCGGGUGUUCUCAGAUAAGGAGGCCAUGAUGGCCGGGGCCUUGGAGCUGGCUGGGGAGAUCGCGAGCCGCAGCCCUGUGGCUGUGCAGGGCACCAAGAUGAACCUCAUCUACUCACGGGACCACUCUGUGGCUGAGGGCCUCAACUACAUGGCCACAUGGAAUAUGGGCAUGCUGCAGACACAGGAUGUCAUGAAGUCUGCUCAGGCAGCCAUGGAAAAGAAGAGUCUCAAAGAGGUGGCUUUCUCAAAACUCUAAGGCCUUUUGAAGGACCCUUAAGCCUGUAAAGGUGCACAGAUUGAAGUGUAUACUGAUCAAAACACUGGACGGCAUAUAGGUUUCAGUGAAAAUAUUAAACUAAACCUGUGAACUUGGUACAACUGCAGUAUGCCUGACUCGCGUUAGCAUGGUUGAGGAUCCAAACAAAUUUCACAGGAUUCACUUGUGCCUUGGGGACAGAACAUGUCAUCACUGCACAGCCAACAGGCGCCACCGACUCCCUCUGAAGGAUUACAGCCUCAAUGCCUCAAGCCUGGUGUCCACACUCUUGUGCCAGAUGCAGCUGUGAAAUGUUUUGUUAUAAUAAUAAUAAUAAAGUGUCUAACGCUGUUCUGGUCUAUGCCUA